AUGAGGAACGAGCUUUCCGCGCUCCAGGGUCUGCGAGCCCUCGAAAGGAAGAAAGUUCUUACCAAUCGCAUCUACAGACAUCUACAGGCAAGGCCAGCCGAAUUCUGGAAGUGGACGCAUCUUGGAAAGGCGCGAAGUGUUUUCGAUAUGUUCGGACGGUCUGCUGUCAUGGCGCUUCCUGCAGUCAGAGGUCUUGACGCAGAUGCGCAAGACCUCCUCGAUGCUAGAAGCCAGUUUAUCCAGGAGGUUGAGAUGUUAAAGCCUGAACGGGGCUUCAAUACGCGGAAAGGUCUUGAGAGCCUUCACGAGCAGCUCAAGGAAGUCCCGUCCUUAGGCAACAUGCUUAAUAUGUGGGAGGGUCGAGUUGUGAAGCUGGCCAGUCUGUACGAGAUUGAAGCCACUCAGAGGCAAGAAUCAUUUGCUUAG
Exophiala spinifera is the source of this 426-nucleotide messenger RNA. RefSeq lists its product as uncharacterized. The transcript has 2 exons. The record is from RefSeq and is a predicted model, not a curated record. NCBI's taxonomy places the organism in Eukaryota, Fungi, Ascomycota, Eurotiomycetes, Chaetothyriales, Herpotrichiellaceae. Bases 1 to 426 code for a protein of 141 amino acids.